AUGGCCGUCUCGAUACAGGACCGCACAGAGGAGUUUCGGUCCAUUCUUGCCCAGGCGCAGCGACGGCAGGCGCAAUCCAAGACGGGUGCGCAGCGGCAGUCACUCCUCACAGCACAAGAAAAGACGCAAGCAAAUGGCAAUCCUCAGCGCCAACGCUCAGAGUUUGCGCGCAAUGCCGCCGAGGUGGCGCGAGGGGUUGCGAGCACCAUGCAGAAAUUGGAGCGCCUCUCACAACUCGCCAAGCGCAAAACGUUGUUCGAUGACCGGCCCGUCGAGUUUGACGAGCUCACCUUCGUCAUCAAGCAGGACAUGACUGCUUUGUCUAGCCAGGUGCAGACUCUGCAGCAAAUGAACAUCAAGCAACACCCGAAAGUGAAACCCGGGGUUGAUCAGGAAGGAGAGCACAACAGCAACGUGGUUUUGCUGUUGAAGGACAAGCUGCAGAAUGUGGGAACCAACUUCAAGGACGUAUUGGAGGUCAGGACCAAGAACAUGCAGGCCUCGAGGUCACGGACAGAACAGUUUCUGUCAUCUGCUGCGGCGCAAUCACAUAGCAGCCACGACCCCGGCAGAACCGAUUCUCCUCUGUACCAGACACCCCAGCGAGGACGCUCGCCUGGAGGGUUUGGCAGGAACACGAACGCUGCCCAGCAAGACCUGCUCUCCCUUGAACCAUCAGGAUCGUCAGCGCUCACUCGAGGUGGCCCGCAAUCAGACACACAGUUACUGUUAAUGGAGGAGGCGCAACCGCAGAACGCUUAUAUCCAAGAGCGAGGGCGAGCGAUAGAGUCGAUAGAGUCUACCAUCCAAGAGCUAGGAGGCAUCUUCAGCCAACUGGCUCAAAUGGUGUCGGAACAGGGCGAGCAAAUUCAGCGGAUAGACGCAAAUACCGAGGAUGUCGUAGAUAAUGUUGAGGGUGCUCAGCGAGAGCUGAUGAAGUACUGGAGUCGGGUCCAAGGCAACAGGUGGCUUGUUGCGAAGAUGUUUGGCGUGUUGAUGAUAUUCUUUCUACUAUGGGUCCUUAUUUCUGGGUAG
Messenger RNA from Cucurbitaria berberidis CBS 394.84, 1035 nucleotides. Its product is annotated as t-SNARE. Gene Ontology annotation, cellular component: SNARE complex; Golgi membrane; endomembrane system. The transcript has 2 exons. The coding region runs from base 1 to 1035 and encodes 344 amino acids. The record is from RefSeq and is a predicted model, not a curated record. NCBI's taxonomy places the organism in Eukaryota, Fungi, Ascomycota, Dothideomycetes, Pleosporales, Cucurbitariaceae. Gene Ontology annotation, molecular function: SNAP receptor activity; SNARE binding. Gene Ontology annotation, biological process: intracellular protein transport; endoplasmic reticulum to Golgi vesicle-mediated transport; vesicle fusion.